AUGGGCCCCUGUACCGCCUCCUCAUGCUGCUGCCAGGCCCGUAAUCUGCCAUGGGCCCCUGUACCGACUCCUCAUGCUGCUGCCAGGCCCGUAAUCUGUCAUGGGCCCCUGUACCGCCUCCUCAUGCUGCUGCCAGGUCCAGAGUGUGUCAUGGGUCCCUGUACGGCCUCCCAUUGCUGCUGUCUCCAUCGCCACACUCUGCCAUGUGCCACUUUCAGGUCUCCUCACACUGCUGGUGGUUUCCAUUUUGUCAUAGGGUGCUGUAUGGCCUCCCAUUGCUGCUGCCUCCACCGCCACACUGUGGCUCCACACUCUGAUUUGGCCCCGUGACUGCCCAAAUGAGUGAAGUGUGCGGUGAUUCUAAGAUCGACGGCACUCAUCUGCAUGUCAUACUGACUGACAGUAUUAUUUCUCUUCCCCAGCAGACUCCAAGGGCAUUUAAAUUAAAGGUACAGUGUUCUGCACUAAUAUAA
Molecule: messenger RNA, 473 nt
Organism: Staurois parvus
Lineage: Eukaryota; Metazoa; Chordata; Amphibia; Anura; Ranidae
Source: the annotation of a GenBank genome assembly